Molecule: messenger RNA, 2868 nt
Organism: Guillardia theta CCMP2712
Lineage: Eukaryota; Cryptophyceae; Pyrenomonadales; Geminigeraceae
Exons: 7
Coding region: 1-2868 (955 amino acids)
Cellular component (GO): nucleus
Molecular function (GO): ATP binding; ATP hydrolysis activity; ATP-dependent chromatin remodeler activity
Source: RefSeq, a predicted model, not a curated record
AUGGAGGUUGAUCUCGAUGGGGUCAACUCCGGUGCGAGUGGUGAUGAGGAGGGAAUGGGAGAUGAAAGGGCUGAACAUGACUAUGCGGACGACAUGCCACAUGAGGCGACCGAGGUCCAUGCAGGGGCAGAGCAGCUUGCGGGUGAGAGCAACGCGCAAUUCUGGCCGGAGGAAGGCUAUGCAGAACCAUCAAGUGACGUGUCGGCUGGAGACAACAGCGACUUGCAGCAGGAGGCAGAAUUCCAGCCGCAGGACGAGGAUGUCCAGGCCGCGGCCCAAUCCCUGGCGUCUGAGGAGGAGGAGGCAUCUGGGAAUGAAGACAACGAGGAAGAGAGUGGAUCUGGUGAUGAGGAAGACGGAGAUAAUGCUGAGAAGAAAGAUGGCGAAGGCCAAGAUGGUAAGCGGAAGCGAAAAGUUCUUGGAAAGGACAAAAGGAAGAUCCGAAAGAUCAAGGACGACUCUGCAUUAAGUGCGGAGACAAGGAGCUUGCAAGAACGGGAGGAAGAGCGCAGAAAAUGGGAGCAAGAGAUCCUUAAAAAAGGCAGCGAUGACCACUUGCGGGACAUAAUCAAUCCGCAAGCUGAAUCCUCUUCCCAGAUCCGAAUCCACCCUAAAUUGGCUGUGAGGAUGAAAGAUCAUCAGAUAGAGGGUGUGCGUUUCAUGUGGCGCAGACUGAUGGAUGGGCGAUCGGACAAGAAAGCACGCGGAGGGCUAGGUUCCUUGUUGGCACUGGAGGAGAAUGAUAAGGGCACUGGAUGUAUUCUUGCUCACAAUAUGGGACUCGGAAAAACUUUUCAGGUUAUAACUUUGCUUCACACGAUUGCGGCCAACAUACCUCGUGACAACGUUGAGUUGCGGCGCAUGCUUGUCCUCGGGCCUGUCAAUACGUUACAUAAUUGGAAAGCGGAACUUGAACGUUGGUUACCCGAUGGUGGCAGACUGCCAUGCGGACGACAGAUCGAGAUAUACAUCCUUGAUGAAGCUGGGCGAACUACGAAGAGUAGAUGCGAUUGUCUUGAACUCUGGUUCAGGCGAGGGGGAGUGAUGUGCAUGGGGUACGAAAUGUACAGAAAUCUUGGUCAGGGUACUCGAAUCAACGACAAAGAACUUCGAGGCAAGCUCCACAGGUUUCUGAAGAGUCCUGGGCCAGGCAUUGUUAUAGCAGAUGAAGGGCACAUUUUGAGAAACCACAAGUCAAACAUUUCAAAGGCACUUUCUGGAGUCGAAACUAAGAGGAGGGUCGUCCUGACAGGUUCACCUCUGCAAAACAAUUUGACAGAAUAUCAUUGUAUGGUCGAUUUCAUAAACCCAGGCUACCUUGGAUCUCUUUCAGACUUCAGAAACCGCUUCGAGAUCCCGAUUCUGAACGGUGAGGCUGAAGAUGCGGACGAAAGGGAUGUUCAAGUGAUGAAGAGAAGAAAUUUCGUGUUGCACCAGAAAUUGUGUCAUAUGGUGCAAAGAAAGGACUAUACCCCCCUGAUCAAAGCCCUGCCGCCCAAGUUUGAGUUCACCCUACAAAUUCGACUUUCCCCUUUGCAGCAAAGACUGUACAGAUACGCCGUCGAGAACCAAGAAGAAUGCGGAAUCGAAAGCGUCUUCAAGGCUUUCCACACGCUCAUGAAGAUUUGGAACCAUCCUGCCAUCUUGUGGAACUCCAAAAAGCACCCCGAAGACGACAAUCAAACUGAGAGUAACGCUGGGACAGCAAACUCGAAUACCGAAACCAUGGAUGGUGACGACUAUGACUCAGAUGUUCAGUGCACAGACCCUCCCCCUCUCUCGAAGCUGUUUGGGAGGGGUAAUCAGAACAAACCUUAUAACGCCUCUUGGUACAUGAAGCUCUUCGAAGCAGCAAAUCUCAAUGAAGAGAGCGUGAUGUCGCUGGAACACUCUGGCAAAGUCUUGGUUUUGUGGAAGUUGCUGACUGAAGCAAGCAGGGUAGACGAGAAAGUUCUGGUUUUCAGCCAGUCUCUCACCAUGUUGGAUGUGAUUGAGAAAUUGUUGGAGAGAAAUCCCGUGUGCGGAAAGUAUUAUCGAAGAGAGCAUGACUACUACCGUUUGGAUGGUUCAAGGAGCUCCAAACAGCGUCAGGAUGACAUCGACAACUUCAACGACAUAGCCAACUCUCGUGCUCGACUGUUCCUGAUCUCAACUCGAGCGGGAUCUCUGGGUGUAAAUAUGGUCGCAGCAAACCGUGUUGUCUUGUUUGAUUGCAGUUUCAAUCCUUCCCAUGAUCUGCAGGCAAUAUUCAGAACUUAUCGCUAUGGGCAAACCCGCCCAGUUUAUGUGUAUCGUUUGGUGUCCUGGGGGACAAUGGAAGAAAAGAUCUACAAGAGGCAGAUCAACAAGCAGAGCAGGUCAGCUCGUGCAGUAGACUCAUGGCAAGUGCAGAGGCAUUUCAAGGGCAAAGAUUUGGAGUUUGAGAUGAAGGAGCUUCUAACUCUGCACGACGAAGUGAACCUGGACGACGUGGAGGACGAAGGAUGGUCUGCGCCAUCGAAGAAGAAGCAGAUGGAGGUGGAGGAGACCUUGAAGAAAGACCAGAUCCUUCGGAGCAUGCUGAGGAGGGCGCCUUCCCAGAACGGGAAGGAUCAAUUUGCAAAGCAGAGAUGGGGGAUGAUUCGAACUGUGGAAAUGGACGAGAGUCUCAUAUGUGACGCCGAAGACGAGAAGCUCACUGAUCAACAGAAGAAAGAAGCCAUUCAAGAGUUCGAGAACUCACAACCUGGCAAGAAAGCCGAAGUUUCUUACAGCAUCUUGCCUUCAGGAGAUUACAUGCUCACUUGCUCUCGCUGUGGCCAACCGUUGACAGUCAAGCAAGGUUCGGCCAAGUACGGGUGCCCAAAAUCUUCCCUCAAAGAGAAUUGA